AUGCUGCCUCGAUCAUCUCUCGCCAGAACCUCGAUGGCCUUAGGAUCAGCGUUUUCACGUAGAUCCGUCCUUGCCUCAAGGACCGUCCUGAGACCUACGCCAGUUUCCAAAUGUGUCUCUUGUCUGAGUACUACUCAGAGCUUACAAUCUUUACUACAAUCCCGAGGAUACUCAGCUGCUGCUCAACCCAAACAUGACGAUGAUUUCUUUGUCACUGAACCCAUCCAAUCUCAAUCUUCCCCUUCCACAUCCACCUCAACUGCUACACCUUCAUCCUCCGCUUCUACCUCGCCGUCAACAGAAGAAGACGGUUUCUUCGCUCCAUCCUUGACCGACCGAUCAUCUUCCACCUCAACCCUAAACAGUACAAGUGGUGUCGACUCAAAGACUGGCCCCUCUGUUGAACUGGUGCCUUUCGAAUCUCUCAAGGGCAAAAUAGAUCACGAUACACUCAAAGCGUUGACAUUCAAGCCGUUCCAACUUAAAGCCAUGUCUGAAGUGCAGAAGAGAGUAUUAGGUCUGAUGCCUUCGUUAGGUGGCGGGAAGCUCAGAGGACCUGCUAGGGAAGCUGCCGAAGCUGAAGGAGUGGUAAUUGAGGAACAGACGUCGGAGGCAGGGAAGGAAAGAGAAGACUUAUUGGUGAAAGCUAAGACUGGUACGGGUAAAACCAUUGCCUUCCUCGUUCCAGCUAUCGACGCACGUAUUAACAAGGUCAAUGAGCUCAUCAAGACACCCUAUCCAGAUGGUACCUUACCUGACAGAGCCGCACAGGGUAGAAAUGAGCGAGCGAUCACCCGAUCUCACGUUGGUACCUUGAUUAUCUCUCCCACUCGAGAAUUGGCCACUCAAAUCGCCAACGAAGCUUUGAAGCUAUGUACAUGGCACAAAGAGAUGCAGGUCAGGCUACUUGUCGGUGGAGAGUCGAGGCAUCGACAGUUGAAAGAUUGGAAGAGAGGUAGAAAAGACAUCGUCGUUGCCACUCCUGGAAGAUUGAAGGAUCUCUUAUCUGAAGAAGAAGUCAAAUCAGCCGUUGAAUUUACCGAUCUAUUGAUCUUGGAUGAAGCUGAUACUUUGUUGGAUAUGGGUUUCUCACAAGAUUUAAACCAUAUUAUAUCCCACCUACCGAAAGAACGUCAAACUUUCCUAUUCUCCGCUACUGUAUCUCGAGAAAUCGCAGCGAUCGCCAGGAAAUCUUUGAAACCGGGACAUAAAGUGAUUGACUGUGUGCCCAAGAAUGAAUCGAAUGUCCACCUUCAUAUCCCUCAACACUACACUAUUGUUCCCUCGGCAGCAGAUCAAAUACCGCAUAUCCUCCGACUUAUCGCUCACGAUCAACUCCUCAAUCCUCACAGCAAAGUUAUCGUAUUCCUGAACACUACUAAACUCACCAUGUUGACUGCGACCCUUGUACGAGAAUUGAAAGAAUCGUUACCAAAGGAUAUCAACGUCUAUGAGAUUCAUUCGAGAUUAGAUCAGAAUCAACGAUCGAGAGCGUCAGAAAGGUAUAGAAGAGAUACCAAACCCAGUGUAUUGAUCACUUCGGACGUUUCAGCGCGAGGAGUAGAUUAUCCCGGAGUGACCAGGGUUAUCCAAGUGGGUAUACCCGCCAGUUCUGAACAGUAUAUUCACAGAGUAGGAAGAACUGGUAGAGGUGGUAAAGAGGGAGGAAGAGGUGAUUUGGUAUUAUUACCAUUCGAGGAAGGAUUUAUCAAUCGAUUACACAAGAUUCCUAUCAAACCUGUUCCAACCAGAGAUUUAUCGGCGGAAGUACAUGCGUUAGCUAGAAAUGCGGAUGAAGAGUACGCCGAUAAAUUGGCUGGAAUCAACGAAGCUAUCACUCAACUAUUGCCUUCUUUAGACUCUGAGGCUAUCGAAGAGGUAUUCACGUCGAUGAUAGGUUAUUAUAUGGGCAAAUCGGAUCAACUUGACGUAAACCCCCAUGAGAUCUUACAAGGGUUGAAAGAUUGGUCAGUGGAAGCUGCAGGGUUACAAGAACCACCGUACCUCUCCCCUGGCUUCUUACAGAAGCUGGGUCUGGGAAGCAAUAGGAGAUCAGGAGGUGGCGGUGGUGGGUUCGGUAAUAGGUCAAGAGGUGGAUUCGGCAUGAACAAAUCCCGUUCAACCGGUGGUGGUGGUGGGUUUGGUGGAUCGAGAGAUGGAGCUCAUUCGGAACCUAGAGUAAGAAGUGGGAAUUUGUUUGGAGGAGGGGAUCGAUCAGGUUCAGGUGGAUUCUCUAACCGAAGUGGAGGUGGUGGGUAUGGUGACAGAGGAAGUAAAGGUGGUAGUUUUGGCGGUCGGGGUGGAAGGGAUUACUAA
This is a messenger RNA of Kwoniella botswanensis, 2316 nucleotides long. RefSeq lists its product as uncharacterized. Lineage: Eukaryota; Fungi; Basidiomycota; Tremellomycetes; Tremellales; Cryptococcaceae. Bases 1 to 2316 code for a protein of 771 amino acids. The transcript is spliced from 3 exons. Gene Ontology annotation, cellular component: mitochondrion. The record is from RefSeq and is a predicted model, not a curated record. Gene Ontology annotation, molecular function: nucleic acid binding; ATP binding.